Messenger RNA from Penicillium daleae, 432 nucleotides. Its product is annotated as succinate dehydrogenase assembly factor 4. The record is from RefSeq and is a predicted model, not a curated record. The coding region runs from base 1 to 432 and encodes 143 amino acids. The transcript has a single exon. Gene Ontology annotation, biological process: mitochondrial respiratory chain complex II assembly. Lineage: Eukaryota; Fungi; Ascomycota; Eurotiomycetes; Eurotiales; Aspergillaceae. Gene Ontology annotation, cellular component: mitochondrion.
AUGACAUCUUCCCUGCUGUUGCGCCGCGUAUGCGCUCCUUCCUUCACCAGCCGACUGGCUACCCGAUCGCUCUCCACAACAGCCGUCUUGCGCAGCGACGACGGUAAACCAUCGUUCGGAUUCAAGCAUUCUCCCGCUCCUCCACGCCUCCCCAAAGAAGAACAAGAGAUCUUUGAAGAACUGCAACGUCGCUCGACGGGUGCUUUCAGCACACCCCAGGUCAAUCAGUCACCGCAAUCCGAGGCUCGGCCCGAAAUCAAGGUCAACGGCAGUGGCGAGGAGCUUCACCCAGAUGCGCCGCAAGGUCUGAAGCCUGAAUUCGAGGGCGAGACGAAUCCCAAGACGGGAGAAAUCGGUGGACCUAAGAAUGAGCCUUUGCGAUGGGGAUCUGGUGGUGAUUGGAGCUAUGGAGGUCGUGUGACCGAUUUCUAA